Messenger RNA from Colletotrichum spaethianum, 2112 nucleotides. RefSeq lists its product as uncharacterized. The transcript is spliced from 2 exons. The record is from RefSeq and is a predicted model, not a curated record. Bases 1 to 2112 code for a protein of 703 amino acids. NCBI's taxonomy places the organism in Eukaryota, Fungi, Ascomycota, Sordariomycetes, Glomerellales, Glomerellaceae.
AUGGGGCGCCCGCCCGCGUACAUUUUUGUGGUCAGGCAUGGUGCUCGUCUGGACGCCGCCGACAAAAAGUGGCAUCUCACUUCUCCAACUCCCUACGACCCUCCUCUGACCUACGGCGGCUGGCAACAAGCAAAGGCCCUCGGAAUCCGCAUCGCGAACAUCCUCCGACAGGCUGAAGCAGAUGGGAUCGCAGACCCAAAGCUCUCCAACGACCGCAACGGGUCCGCCGACUCCCAGAGAAAACGACGCAAGUUCAAGGUCGUCCUCCACAGCUCUCCGUUCCUGCGAUGUGUCCAGACAUCUGUCGCCAUCAGCGCUGGCCUGGCCCAGGCGCCUCCCGCCGGUACUCCCUCAUACCCGAUGCCCUCGCCCAGCGCAAACCCUUCCGCCUCCCCCUUCAUUCUCCCGACUUCCGUAUCCGAUGAAGUCUACCCGUCGCCCGCCGAUGCGAAUGACAACAAAUCUGGGUCUUCCAAGAAGAAAGUCAAGAAGGCCAUCCUCCGGCUGGAUGCGUUCCUUGGCGAGUGGCUGUCCCCGGAAUACUUUGAGAUGAUUACACCGCCGCCUGGCUCCGCCAUGAUGCUGGCUGGUGCAAAGGCAGAUCUUCUGCGGCGGGAGAAUAUCAACGCUCAUGAACAGGCUGUUGAGCAUUCCCAUCACCAUGCCCACUCUGUUGGUCAAGCCCAGAGUCAACUUUGGAACAGCCCCAAGUUUAGACCCGCCCCCGAGCGGUCCGGCUCGAUCGACUCGGACUCACCGUCCAUUCUUGGUCUCGAAAACGUCUCCUCCAUGGCCGGCGCCCUGCCGCGGAGCCGCGCGGCUAGCUCAGCUAGUUCCUCGAGCCAGCGCGUUCGCUUUGCACUGCCAGAUCCUGCCAACCCCAACGACGGAUAUGUCGCCCCGAGUCCCAACUAUGCUAUUUCACCAAGCUCCAAGAUCCCCGAUGGCUACGUGGCGCACGCGCGGGAUGCUUGCGUUUCUGUCGACUACCAGUGGGACUCGAUGAGAGAGCCUCUGGACUGGGGCGAUGGCGGCAAGUACGGCGAGGAGUGGACGGCCAUGCACCACCGCUUCAGGAAGGGCAUUCAGAGGCUGGUAGACUGGUACACCACGGCCGAGCGUCCCGCUGAGAUGGUCACCAAGACGGUGAGGCCGGCCCAGAACGGCGACACCGAGUGUGCUAUUGACGAUGAGGACGACGACGACAUUGAACCAGUGGUCAUUCUUGUUUCUCACGGUGCCGGAUGUAACGCUUUGAUCGGUGCCAUCACACACCAGCCGGUCCUCAUGGAUGUGGCGAUGGCUUCCUUGACAGUCGCCGCUCGAAAGCCCGGCCGCGACUCCGAGCCCUCGGGGCUGGAUACUCCAAUGUCAGAAGUAGACAUGGAUCCAAUGUCUGGCACGAAAGGCCUGGUUCCCGUCCACCACUACUAUGACUUGAAGAUGUUUGCGAAUACGGAUCAUCUGCGGCAACCUGCCUCCGCCACCCAUAACUUAUCCAGAGCCCCGUCCACGGCCUCGAACCACUCACAAAACGGUCAAUCGCACCCACGGGGCCGCGUUCCGACUGUGAACUCUUAUACGCCUAGCCCAAUCACUUUCAACCCUGACUCCUUUGCCUUUCCGGGCAGUCGAAGCAACUCGGCGAACGCGAGCCUGGGGAGCAUGCGCCGCACAACGCACAAUGCAUACUCUUUGCCUAGGACUCCGGCGCUGAACACGACUGGAAUCACGGUUGGAAGUGGCGCCACGAGCUUCACGAAGCCUUCACCGACACUCUCUGUUGGGCUAUGGUCGCCAAUCACGCCGCAGAAGGAGACGGACGAGGAGGAUGAAGAGGAUGACAUCUUCCCUGACUUUGACCACCGUAAGAAGCUGGCCGCUCUCUCUAAGCCUAGUCAGGAGGUUGUCAAGCCUCCUACGCCAGAGAAGAAGGAGCCGCAGUUCGGAGGCCCUGCAAAGGUUCCCCAUAGAUUACAGGAGAUCUCCCGACCUACCUCGAGCGACGGCACCGAUGAGGAAAACAAGAUUCCUCAGCUGGGCACGUUCGGGAACAGAGGUCUCUGGGGGCGCCGCGCCCUCUGGGAGAGACGGAGGUUAUGCGCGACAUGA